CAUGUCUUUAUGGAUAUAAACUUUGAACAUGCCUCUAUCAUUGAUAAAAAAAUCAGCUCAUUUGCUCAAGCGGCAAAAGGAAAUAUUCAAAUUUUUUUUCCAUACGAAUUUCUGGGACACCCUGUAGAUGAGGCUGCAUAGGAUCUAAGGGAUAAGGGAAUAAUGGAAUAAGGCUAUAAGAAGUAAUACCACAGAAGUAUAAGGCUACAAGGGGUAAAGCUACGAGGGUUUAAGGCUAUAGGGUCUCUAUAUAUAUAAUGCGAACUGUUUGAUUGUCUAUUACCGAAUCAAGGCUAAAAGACAGAUGUGAAACUUUACAGGAAAAAAGCAUCCGUGCAGUAUGCACGGGGUCUCGCUAGUCAGUUAAUGAUUCCUAGCAAGAUUUUGAUAACUCUAUGAAAAGGAUAUAGAAGUUCAAUUUUGGUACUCACGAUUUACGCUAACACGAACAAACCGAACCUACUAUCUUUUUCCAAUAGAAAGUUUUAAAUGCAACACAACAUAAUGACAAUGACGAGCGUGAGUCAUAGGUGCACGAUUCUAACCUAACCCUUUAUAAUUGAGCUUCGAUAUAAUCUUCAUAGAGCUACCAGUAUUUUACCGAAGAUCAGUAACUGAUUACCAUGGCAACAAGCAGCACUGUUGAAUAGUACACAGAACUACGUAGUAACAGAGCCUCUUUGGAAUAGUGAAAGUCGCAGCUUUUUAUCUUGAUCGUAUUAAAAGUUAUUCGAAAUUAAAGACUGCCCGAUGACUUUUGUUCCACUCUGUAUGUGAAUAGAAAUGAAGUUUAAAUGAAUAUUGGACACAAUGUAUCAAUUUCUUUUAAAUACAAUGAAGCGACAUUUUCCAAAAUGAGAAACAAUUGUAAUAGUCAAUAUAAUAAGUGAAAAUUUCCUCACAGAUGUCUCUAAUUCGGGAAAAAAAACACUUCUGACAAGAGAUUGUUCAGUUAAAGAGAGAGAGUUCUUUCGUUUAAUUCUAGGAGCUUUCACCAAUUGCCGUUUCGAAUCGUAUUGUAUCUACUGAACAAGAGAAUGUUUCAGGUAUCAGUACGUUUGGUGGAGUUGAACCGAAUCGAUCGACACGUGUUUUGACCGAAGAGAAAGUUGCUUUUGUAUGGUUUCAAAUGUUAACUGAAAUUCUUGUUCAAAUGCCACAAUUGCCGACAGCACGUGACGAAAUGCUUGAAGAAUGGCAUCAAGCAUGUCGUACUGGAGACGAAGAGACAAAUAUUAUAAACGAUUUUCGUCAUAAUUAUGAUCCGACAAAAGCACUCUAUUGGUAUACUCGUGAUACACAUCUCUAUAGACUUCUCAAUAAAGCAUUACGAACAGAAAAUGUUGAUAAUAUUUAUAAAUUUCGAUUUUUUAUUGUUGAUUUACAUCGACAACUAACUGAAUUAUUUCAAUCUUCUAUUCCUAUGAAUCAUGUAUUAACAGUAUAUCGUGGUCAACGUAUGACGAUUCGUGAGGUUGAAAAUUUACGUCACAAUCAUCAUGGUCUGAUAUCAAUGAAUAGUUUUAUUUCAACAUCUGUCAGCAAACAAGUAACACAAGGAUUUCUUGCAGCACCAAAAAAAGAAGAACAAGAAAAAACUGUUGCAGUUCUGUUCAAGAUGACCAUUAGUGCUAAUAUAGCUCGACAAACGAAUAAACCAUUUGCUGAUAUUCGAAAAUUUAGUUCUUUUUCGAAAGAAGAAGAAAUUCUCUUGAGUAUGGGUACUAUAUUUCGAAUUGAUAAAAUCGAACAACAUUCAUCAGAUUCUUUUUAUUUCGAAUUGACCAUGUGUAUGGGCAAUACUGAUCCUCAGCAUAAGGCAUUGUAUGACUAUGCCAAAGAAGAAAUAGCCUGUACAAAGAAAAUGAACUAUUCCACAUAUGGAAAAUUUCUUGCUCUUAUGUCAAACUUUGACAGUUCGAUUGCUUAUUACCGUCAAGUGUUAUCACUAGUGCCCGAUCAAUUACAGCUCAAUGAUACUGAUCUAGCAACAAUUCAUAAUGAUUUUGCCUAUGCAUAUCGUGAUUCUCGUCGUUAUCAAGAAGCAUUAAAACAUUAUGAAAUUGCCCUUAAAAUAAGAUUAAAACAAGAAUCUACUCAUGAAGAAGAUUUGGCAACGACCUACAGUGAUUAUGGAUGGUUGCUUAUGAAUAUGAAUGAUAUACAGAAGGCACUCGAUUUUCAUCAACGAGCAUUAAAUAUUCGAGAGAGAAUUUUAGGUCACAACAAUGGUGAUACUGCUAUGUCAUAUAAUUGUAUUGGUCUUGCUGCUGCUUACACUGGAGAUUUUGAUCGAGCUUUAACUUGUCUCAACGAAGCAUUAGCUAUUCGACAACGUUGUUUAAUCGCUUGUCAUCCUUACACUGCCAUGUCCUAUACAUCAUUGGGAUCAUAUUAUGAAGCUCUCAGUGAACAUUUUCAAAAGAAAAAUAUGCGUGACAAAGCUCUUGAAUAUUACUCUCGAGCAUUGGAUAUACAUAAGCAAGCUCUUUCAAUUUACAAAACGUCAGUGCCUCCCACACAUGGAACUCUCGGAAGUGCCUACGCAUCAGUAGGCUCAAUCUAUCUCAAUCAAGGACAAUGGCAAGAAGCUAUCGAAAAUUUGACGGCAUGUGCAGCUAUUCGACGUAAAAGAGGUAGCAGUGAUCUUGCAAACACUCUUAACCGAUUGGGACAAGCCUAUUUAGGAAAAGGCGAAUAUCAACAAGCCAUAACUGCUUAUCGGGAAGCUUUAACUGUCGCAGAAAAAACCGAUAAUAAAACAUUAGUGAUACAACUCAAGACAAACAUUGAAAAAUGCAAACAGAAUUCAUCUUAG
Messenger RNA from Rotaria sp. Silwood1, 2818 nucleotides. The record is from the annotation of a GenBank genome assembly. NCBI's taxonomy places the organism in Eukaryota, Metazoa, Rotifera, Eurotatoria, Philodinida, Philodinidae.